Messenger RNA from Vigna angularis (adzuki bean), 2439 nucleotides. RefSeq lists its product as uncharacterized. NCBI's taxonomy places the organism in Eukaryota, Viridiplantae, Streptophyta, Magnoliopsida, Fabales, Fabaceae. The record is from RefSeq and is a predicted model, not a curated record. Bases 1 to 2439 code for a protein of 812 amino acids. The transcript is spliced from 2 exons.
AUGCCACGCGGAACAAAGUCUGAGAAUUUAUUGUUUGAUUCUGAGAUUGAAAGGACAGCCCGUAGAAAUAAUAGUAGGCGUAGAAGAGAAAAUCGAAAAAAGGAAGCUAGAGAAUCCAGCUUAUCCUCAAACGCUUGUUUUUCAUCUGACCAAGAGGGUAAAAAGAUGGAGGAAAAUGGGGAAAAUGAACAAAGAAGGCGUACGUUGGAAGAUUAUGCUUCAGUUACUGUACCUAUAUCUUUCAACAGUAUAGCCAAACCUGUGAUAAUUGCGGCUAACAUGGAAAUGAAGCCAGCAUUGAUACACCUUGUUCAGAGUAAUCAGUUUUCAGGAUUGUCACACGAAAAUCCCUACGAUCAUCUGACAACUUUUAAUGAAUAUUGCAACACUGUUAAAAUGUUGAAUGUGUCAGAGGAGGCAAUCAGACUUAGUCUUUUUCCAUUUUCCUUGGCAGGAAAUGCCAAGAAAUGGUUAAAUUCUUUUCCUGAGGGAAGUCUGACAGGUUGGGAUGACGUUGUGUCAAAGUUUUUGCAGAAGUAUUUCCCUCAAUCAAAAAUAAACAAAGGCAAGCAAGAGAUAUCCUCUUUCCAACAGGAACCUGAGGAGACUUUGAGUCAGACAUGGGAUAGAUUUAAGGGAUUGUUAAGAAAGACUCCCAUACAUGGAUUUGAUGUCCCCACUCAAUUGAACCUGUUCUUAGGAGGUUUAAAAUCUCACACAAAAUUGAUGCUAGAUGCCUCAGCAGGAGGUAACAUUAGGUGGAAGACACCUGAUGAAGCUCAUGAAAUUAUUGAAAAUAUGGCAUCUAGUGACAAUGAUGUUCAAAGUGAGAGAGGACAAAAUCAAAAGAAGGGAAUGUUUGAGUUGCAAUCCCAAGAUGCCUUAUUAGCCCAAAAUAAAAUUAUGACUCAACAGCUUGAGUCUCUGAUGAAAAAGGUAUCACAACUACAAAUCCAAAAUGUAUCACAGGCACAACAUACUGUGCAAGGGUGUGAACUGUGUGGUGGAGAGCACCAAAAUGGACAGUGUGCUAUUCAGUCUAAUGCUAAGGAAGAGGUAAAUUACAUGGGUAAUCAAGGCCGUCCAGGCAAUUAUGGAAAUUAUAAUCAAGGAUGGAGACCUCAUCCUAGCAUGGGUCAGGCUAGUUCUAGUAGACCACCACAACAACAGUUUCAACAACAACCUACUCUUUCUGAUAGGACAUCUAAACUUGAAGAAACUCUACAACAAUUCAUGCAAGUAUCCAUCUCCAAUCAAAAGAGUACUGAAGCUUCUAUUAGAAACUUGGAGACACAAGUGAGUCAACUUGCAAAGAAGCUGGAUGAGACAUCUGAAAAGAAAUUUGUGGCUAAGAAUGAAGUUCACUCCAGGGAGGAAUGUAAUGUCAUAAUAACCAGAAGUGGAAAAGAAGUGGGGUUUGAUUCCAAGGAGAAGCCGACAAAUAAAGAGAUUCAAGUACACAAAGAGGAGGAUCAAAAGAAGGUGAUUGAAGAAGAAGAAAGUAGAAACAGGAAGGAAGAUGGAAGACAAAAAGAGAAAGUGUUGGUGAAGCAACUUCCUUAUCCUAAAAAUACUUCACAGAAGGAUAAGGAAAGACAAAUGGAUCGAUUCAAGAAGAUAUUUAAUCAACUUGAGAUUACUUUGCCCUUGACUGAAGCACUGCAACAAAUUCCUGCUUAUGCAAAAUAUGUGAAGCAAUUCCUCAGUAAAAAGAAGAAGUAUUUAGAUGAGGAAACAAUUGAAGUGCAAGGAAAUUGCAGUGCAAUUAUGCAGAAAUCUCUACCUCCAAAAGUCAAAGAUCCAGGGAGUUUCACGAUUCCUUGCACCAUUGGAAAUCAUGAUAUAGGGAAGGCUCUUGUUGACUUAGGUGCUAGCAUUAAUUUGAUGCCCCUAUCUAUGCUCAAAAAGAUUGGUGACCUUGAAGUCAAGUCAACAAAAAUGAUCUUGCAAAUGGCAGAUAGGUCCAUUAAGCAUCCUUACGGUGUAGUGGAAGAUGUGGUGAUUACAGUUGAUAAACUAAAAUUCCCUGUUGAUUUUGUAGUAAUGGAAAUGGAGGAAGAUGUGAAGCAAAAUGAAGAGGAAAAGACUAGUUCCAAAGUAAAAGAUGAAGUUUUAGCAAUUACUAGUCUUCCAAGGCAAGUUGCCAAGUUGGCCAAAAAGAAUCUUAAUUGUUUCAAUCCAAAAGUGAAGGAAAGAGAUGAAGAUAAGGAGAAGCAAAGAGUUCACCAACAAAUUGAAGUGAAAAGUGAUGAACUCAAACCUGGAAUACCUGUGAAUCUUAAGAACGGGUUAUGGGUCAUCAAGGACAUAAAGGCAAAUGGAGUACUCGAAAUUGAGGCUCCAUAUUCAAGAAGAAUUAAGUUGGUGACAGGAAAGUUACUCAGAAAAUGUUGGUGUCAUGAAAGGAAAAAGAACACUAACAUCAAGAAUCCAACUUAA